Monoraphidium neglectum is the source of this 702-nucleotide messenger RNA. RefSeq lists its product as hypothetical. The transcript has 5 exons. The record is from RefSeq and is a predicted model, not a curated record. Bases 1 to 702 code for a protein of 233 amino acids. Lineage: Eukaryota; Viridiplantae; Chlorophyta; Chlorophyceae; Sphaeropleales; Selenastraceae.
AUGCCAAGCUUCGCGCCGCACUCAAAGAUCAGCGGCGCCGUGCUGCAGAUGGCGGCGCGCAAUGCGACAUUGAACGGCGUGACACUGAUGCUCCUGGCUGCCACCAACGACGAGUACGUGGGCUCAUCCAUCCUGCACAACGGGGGCCCGUUUGGGAGCGAAACCCUCAGCAUGUUCCUGCAGCACAUCAAGCCGGGGACCACGGUUGUGGAUGCUGGCUGCAACUUGGGGUCGUACGCCGCCUUCUUUGCGGCAAAAGUCGGGCGUGGCGGCAAGGUGCACUGCUUCGAGCCGCAAAACAAGAUGGCCCAGCUGUCUGCCGCCAACGCUGUGGUAAACGGUUUCAGUGACAUCAUGACCGUGCACCACGUGGCGCUGUCGUUUGCACCCGGAGAGGUCCAGAUGUCGGGCAAGCUGGUGGAUGGCUCGCAGGAAGGCGCGAACAUGGCGGACGCGGAGUCGCGCCACGCGCCCAUCAACUACGGCGGCAUGAACCUGGGAAAGGGUGGAGAGGUGGCGCAGGCGAUCACCCUGGACUCGCUGGGCCUGACAGGCAUCUCAUUCAUCAAAGUUGACGUCCAAGGCGCCGAGCAACUCACGCUCUUUGGAGCCCAGGCGAGCGGCCGGGCCUGGCCAGAGUGCCCUUGGCAGCGGGCGCCUGGCGAGGCUGCGCAGCGUUCGCGUGCGCCGCGGGCUGGCUGA